AUGCAAACGCCCAACAGCAGCUCCAUCACCCAGUUCCUCCUCCUGCCGUUCACAGACACACGGGAGCUGCAGCUCUUGCACUUCUGGCUCUUCCUGAGCAUCUACCUGGCUGCCCUCCUGGGCAACGGCCUCAUCAUCACCACCAUAGCCUGGGACCAGCACCUCCACACCCCCAUGUACUUCUUCCUGCUCAACCUCGCCCUCCUCGACCUGGGCUCCAUCUCCACCACUCUCCCCAAAUCCAUGGCCAACUCUCUGUGGGAUUCCAGGGUCAUUUCCUAUGCAGGAUGUGCUGCCCAGGUCUUCUUUGUAUUUUUCUUGCUUGGUGCAGAGUAUUGUCUCCUCACCAUCAUGUCGUACGACCGCCACGUUGCCAUCUGCAAACCCCUGCACUACGGGACCCUCCUGGGCAGAAGAGCUUGUGUCCACAUGGCAGCAGCUGCCUGGGCCACUGGGUUUCUCAAUGCUCUGCUGCACACGGCCAAUACAUUUUCACUGCCCCUGUGCAAGGGCAAUGCCCUGGGCCAGUUCUUCUGUGAAAUCCCCCAGAUCCUCAAGCUCUCCUGCUCACACUCCUACCUCAGGGAGCUUGGUCUUAUGGUGGUCAGUGUCUGUUUAGCAUUUGGGUGUUUUGUGUUCAUUGUGGUGUCCUAUGUGCAGGUCUUCAGGGCCGUGCUGAGGAUCCCCUCUGAGCAGGGACGGCACAAAGCCUUUUCCACCUGCCUCCCUCACCUGGCCGUGGUCUCCCUGUUCAUCAGCACUGGCCUGUUUACCCACCUGAAGCCCCCCUCCUUCUCCUCCCCAUCCCUGGAUCUGGUGGUGUCUGUUCUGUACUCGGUGGUGCCUCCAGCAGUGAACCCCCUCAUCUACAGCAUGAGGAACCAGGAGCUCAAGGAAGCCAUGAGGAAACUAUUUCAACAGUCACUUUUUCAGGUUAAUAAAGUUUUAUCUCACUAGGGCUGCAAUAGAUAUAGCCAGGACUAACUUCUCUUCAUAUGUAUCUAUAUUUUUCCGUAGUGCUUUUGCUGGGCUUUGUUUUUUGGUUCAUGUCUGUAAUAAUAAAAUUCUUGACCUCCUAUGUGUCUUUACUUGAACCAAAGACCUCAUGUACGUAUGUAUAUGCACUCCUUUGUUUUUUAUUAAUUCAAUAAAUA
Molecule: messenger RNA, 1154 nt
Organism: Columba livia (rock pigeon)
Lineage: Eukaryota; Metazoa; Chordata; Aves; Columbiformes; Columbidae
Product: olfactory receptor 14A16-like
Exons: 1
Coding region: 1-957 (318 amino acids)
Biological process (GO): G protein-coupled receptor signaling pathway
Cellular component (GO): membrane
Molecular function (GO): odorant binding; olfactory receptor activity; G protein-coupled receptor activity
Source: RefSeq, a predicted model, not a curated record